ACUAGUCUUAGCUAAAAAUGGAUACCAAAGAAUACUACAAAUCAAUUCAUUUGCUUCUGAUUUGUAUAUCCAUACUGAUCCUGCAUCAAAGCUUUGCUCUUGGAUCAGUGUCAAGUGCGAAUCAUGCAAAAGUUUUGUGCAUAAAUAAGGAGAGGGAAGCUCUUCUUGAAUUCAAACGAGGUCUCAUAGACGAAUAUGAUUUGCUUUCUUCAUGGCGAAAUGAAGAAGAUAAUGAGGAAUGUUGUUCUUGGAGGGGUGUGAAAUGCAGUAACACAACUGGCCAUAUACUCGUCCUCAAUCUUCGUGGUAACACGUUCACGUAUUUGACAGGUAAUAUUAGUUCUUCGUUGGUUAAGUUGCAAUAUUUGAAGUACCUGGACCUUAGUUCCAAUAAUUUUGAAGGCCAAAUACCAAAAUUUAUCGGUUACUUCAAAAGACUUGAGUACCUAAAUCUCUCAUCUGAAACUAGUUCCAAUCGUUUUGCUGGUCCAAUUCCUCCUCAGCUCCGGAAUCUUACCUACUUAAGGGCUCUUGAUCUUGGUGGCAAUUUUUUGAUAGUCAAGAGUCUUGAGUGGCUUUCUCAUCUAGUCUAUUUGGAGUAUUUAGAUUUAAGUGAAUCCAAUGUGCAACAAAAAAACUGGUUACACGAGAUAACCAAGCUCCCUAAUCUGAGGGAAUUGCAGUUAUCUUCCUGUGAACUGCCCAUAAUCAUUCCUUCAUCACUAGUCUUAGCUAAUAUUUCCUCCGCCCGUCUUUCAAGCCUUGAUUUCUCCUUUAAUGUAUAUCAAACAACUAUAUAUAGUUGGUUAUUUAACUUCAGUAGUCUUACUAGCCUAGAUCUUACGGGCAACGACUUAGGUCAGAUUGCUACUGGCUUUGGGUACUUGGAAUCUUUGGAACAUCUUAAUCUAUAUGGAAAUCAUAUUCAGGGUGGCAUACCAAAGUCUUUUGGGAACUUAAGUCAUUUAUGCUCUCUGGACGUAGGAAACAAUAACUUAAGCCAACCAUUUUCUGAGUUGCUUAUUAUCUUAUCAGGGAGUAUGAAAUCACUGGAAUAUUUGUUUUUUGAGGACAAUGCACUCACUGGUUCUUUGAUUAAUCUUACCAGAUUUUCAUCCUUGAGGGAAUUGAAGCUACAAGACAAUUUUCUGAAUGGUAUUUUCCAUGAAAGCUUUAGACAAAUCUCCAGUCUUGAAUAUCUUGAUUUGUCUGGUAACCAAAUGACAGGGCCAUUACCAGACUUAGCAUUAUUUCCAUCUCUGAGAGAGUUGUAUCUGAGGUCUAAUCAUUUUCAUGGGAUGAUACCGCAUGGUUUAGGCCAACUUUCUAAGCUGAAAAUCUUGGAUGUCUCUUUCAAUAGACUGCAAGGUUUACCGGAAAGUUUGGGACAACUUUACAAUCUUGAAAUUUUUCUUGCACCUUCUAAUUUGUUGGAAGGCACAAUCUCUGAAUCCCAUCUUUUCAAUCUUUGCAACUUGAAAAAGUUAGACUUGUCUUCCAACUACUUGACUUGGAAUGUUAGCCUUGAUUGGAUUCCAUGUUUUCAACUACAAGUUAUCAGCCUUUCAUCUUGUAAUCUUGGGCCGCAUUUUCCAAAAUGGCUUCAAGCUCAAAAUAACUACACAUAUCUGGAUAUCUCUCUUGCUAGUAUCUCAGACACAAUGCCAAGUUGGUUCUCAGAUUUUCCUUCCAUGUUGACACACUUGAAUCUCUCUUAUAACCAAAUCAGUGGAACGAUAUAUGAUUUAUCAGCAAAUAAUGUUGAUUUUAGUUAUGGUCCCAUUGUCAUAGAUUUCAGUUAUAACAAUUUCUCAGGGCCCUUACCAAGAUUUCCUCGAUUCGUUAGUGAAUUGCGUGUUAACAACAAUCAGUUUUCUGGAUCACUUAACUCCAUAUGUAAAAUUCUUUCAGCCACAACCCUUGACUUGUCAGAAAAUCUCUUGUCCGGAGAGAUUCCUGAUUGUUGGAUUACCAUGCCCGAGCUUUUGGUCCUUAAUGUAGCCAAUAACAAUAUGUCUGGUAGCAUCCCAGAUUCUCUGUGCUCAUCCGCAUCCUUGAACUCUCUAUACGUGCGAAACAACAAUUUAACUGGACAGUUCCCUGCCUCUUUGAAAAAUUGCCUAGCUCUGAAAGUCUUGGAUUUGGGAAGAAAUACAUUGAGUGGAAAUAUCCCAGAAUGGAUAGGGACUAAGUUACCUUAUUUGGGCAUUCUGAGCCUUCGGUUCAACAAAUUCUCGGGUAGCGUUCCUCCAAGUAUAUGUCAGCUUCAAUCUCUUCAAAUACUGGACCUCUCUGGCAACCAUUUGUCUGGAAGAAUUCCACAAUGUUUCAGCAAUUUCACUGCACUACAACUUUUGUAUGAUGGUUCAAGUGUAAGCUAUGACUUCGAUCCAACUAUCGCUCGUGGACUUAUAGCCUACCAUGGGAAUGCAUUUGUUCAAUGGAAAAACAAAGAGUCAGAGUACAAGAAUACCUUGUGGCUACUAAAAACCAUCGAUCUUUCUAGCAACGAACUAGUUGGUGACAUCCCCAAAGAUUUCAGCAGAAUGAAUGCAUUGCUAUCAUUGAACCUAUCAAGAAACCAUUUGACUGGAAAAAUCAUUGAAGGAAUUGGAACAAUGAAGAUGUUGGAGGUACUUGACUUGUCAAGAAACCAGCUUUCAGGGAAAAUCCCUAUAGGCCUUGCUAAUUUGACAUUUCUUAGUGUGUUGAAUUUGUCAAAUAACAACUUCUCAGGGAGAAUACCAUCAAGCACGCAAUUGCAAGGUUUUGAUUCCUCAACUUACGGUGGGAAUAUUCAGCUAUGUGGCCGUCCUCUUCCACAGUGUCCUACAUUUGCUCCUCCUAAUCCUCAUGUUGGUUAUGACAGCAAUGUUAGAACUUCUAAAGAAAAUGACGAUGAGUUUCCAUCUAAAGAGUUCUAUAUAUCGAUGGCGUUGGGUUUUAUUGUUGCGUUUUGGGGAGUGUUAGGCUCUAUUUUCUUGAUCGAUUCAUGGAGGAAUGCCUAUUUCAAGGGGUUAUAUGGACUCAAUAAUUGGUUCCAUCUUUCAUCAGCACUCUGCUUUGCAAGGUUGAAGGCUAAACUAAGGGCCUGAUGACUGAAUUUGUAUUCUACUCAUUGUCAAGAGUUAAAUUAAACUGUAUUUUUCCUUGACAGUUGUUUUGCUUUUAAAAUUAUUGCUCUAUGUUAGA
Messenger RNA from Nicotiana tabacum (common tobacco), 3192 nucleotides. RefSeq names its product receptor-like protein EIX2. Lineage: Eukaryota; Viridiplantae; Streptophyta; Magnoliopsida; Solanales; Solanaceae. Gene Ontology annotation, molecular function: protein binding. The record is from RefSeq and is a predicted model, not a curated record.